UCUAGAGCUAUCGAGAGACCACGCGACUGACUAACCUCAACGUGCAAGAAGACGAAGAGCAAAGCAGAUGAAAGCAGAGUAGAGUGCGCCAGCGGUAUCAGUGAGUCGCGGUUUCGUAUUUCGUAAUGUUCGUAAAUAUUUCCGCGAAACGAGGAAGACUCGAUCACACGAAUCCCACACAAACGGAACCUUGACUUUAGCACGCGUGUGAUAAGACUGGCGCCGGUUAUGUGCGCUUCCCCAAGAAAGCGAUAAAAUCGCUGCUGCCGCCGCCGUCGAUCGCUAUCACUUACCCGGCAACGAGAAAUACAGAGAUAGACAGAAAAUAGGGUAGAGAGAAGAUAGUCAAAUGCAGAUAAAUGCGUGCGAGUGAAGUUACGAGAUCAAAAGAUCUUUUUUCGCGGAGCAAACUAAAGACGGUAUGACAUAAUAAGAUGAAAAAGUAAUAACGAAAUCAUACGGACAAUUCGAGAUCGGAGUCAAACCAUCUUGGCACUUUUAUGCGAAUCCGGUGAAUCUUACGCAGGAAUUGUAUCAACGUUCUCGCGCUGAUACCCUUCUUUACUCUUCCCCCUCUCAACUGACUUUGGUGUGUUACUUGACUGCUACGCCGUGGCCAUUCAGCAGCCGUCGUGUUUAGUUUACGGUGGACGCGCGUUGAGUAUCCGCAGUGAAAAGGACACACGCUCGAGUGCGUGGAUACUAGUGUGAUGUCUGACGCGCGCGCUCUUAUUCAUCUCCUUUUUCAGCAGCAGCGGCAACGACGUUUGCGAUCGUGAAAGAAUUUCGAAGAUCCCUUGGUGAUCCCUUCAACACGACGGUGGGUGAGUGUGGAGGGCGACGGGUGGCGACGACGACGGCGGCGGUGGUGGUGGCGGCACAAGGGGGGGAGAUCUUCCGCCCCCUUUGCGAACCAAACGCCGGUAAUGAGUGUUUACACCGCGAGCACGCCGACAGCGAGCACCGCGAUAUCGCCGGUGAUAAGUACAACAUUGACAGCGAUAUCAACGGCAACGACGACGACAACGACAACGACAGCUACGGCGGCUACGUCAACGACGACGGCGGCGGCGGCGGCGGCGGUGGCGGUGGCGGCACCGGUUGCAACGACGACGGCGACGUCGUCCACGGCGACCGCCGCAUCGCCCGAAGCAGCGACUGACUGGAUCGAAUUUUGUGAGAGACACGCCCGCGCCUCGGCCUCCGAUUUUGCUAAAGCGUUUUGCGCCUACGUCAGUCUGAACUUACCGGAGAGCGCUCGCGCUAAUCUCUCGCAUCGUGAUUUCCUCAGGAAGUUUGUCGAAAGCUUUUGCGAGCAUUUUGAGAGCGAAUAUCUGCGCCAAGGCGUAAGAUCACUGUCGUUGCACGAUACUAGGAGUAUAACAUCCAAUGAAAGAGAUAUAAAUCUUACAAACCAAAACGCUACCAAUGCACCAGUCCGUGCGUCAUCACACGAGGAAUUUAGUGAUUACUCUGAACAUGAAGGAGAGGCGGUAUCGCCAAAACCUGCUCAUAAACCUUUCUUCCGCAGAUUAUCUUUUAAGGGACUCAAAAAAGGCAAAGGUUUCUUCCACAAGCAACAGAGUGAUGAGGUCGAAUUAUCUCACAGUGAACAUCGUAAAGAUAAACACUCCAAGGCUAAAUUAUCGAAAAUCGUUGUGGAAUGUAGAAAAGAGGGAAUCGUAAAUUCCUUGAUGGGGGAAAAUAUAGACGGUACGCAGCAAAAAUGGGAAAAAUCGCGAUUAGCCCUGAUAAAAGCCAUUGGUGGAUACAUGUUGGAGUUUUAUUCUCCACCGAAAGCUGUAAAACCACGAAGUGGUGUCUUUUGCUCGGCGAUAACGGAAGCAAGGGAAACCACGGCACUCGAAAUGCCGGAUCACGAGAAUACAUUCGUUCUAAAGACCCAAAACAUGGAAUUUGUCAUAGAGGCACACGAUUCGAACGAUAUGAAGUCGUGGCUGGCAACGAUUAGAUACUGCAUGCGAACGGUACAACAAAGUUCCAGCGUUCCUGGUUCUGGGUUAGGUGAUUCUUUAGGGGAUUCUUUGGGCCACGGUUCAUUGACUAUCGGAUCAGAUAGUGAUCGAUUACGAGCCAAUUCGGCGAGUAAGACUUUCCGAUCUGCUAGUCAUGAACAUGGCGAUGAGUCGCAGGUCAAUCCACCAGAAUUACCUCCGAGACUCCGUAUGCGCAGCAGCAGUAAUUUAGAAUUAUGUUCCUCUCAACAAGAAAUCGAGCAAAUUCCUACUAAUGAAGGCGAGCUGGAUUUAUCGAGUAGUUUACGAGAAUACCCAUGGUUUCAUGGUACCCUUCCUCGCUCAGAUGCCGCGCAGCUUGUGUUACAUAGCGCAGCUAAUGGUCAUGGUGUGUUCCUGGUUCGGCAAAGUGAAACCAGAAAAGGAGAAUUUGUGUUAACUUUUAAUUUCCAAGGAAGAGCAAAACACUUACGGAUGACGCUGAACGAUCAGGGUCACUGCAGAGUCCAACACUUAUGUUUUCCUGCGAUAUAUGAUAUGCUUGAACACUUUCGUCAAAAUGCGAUACCUCUCGAGUCUGGUGGGACUGCGGAUGUUACUUUAACAGAGUACGUAGUGGCGACGAACCAUGCAUCGCGAUCAGGGCAUCAUAAUGUGGCGAGUGCUACGAAUGUGCAACAGUCGCAAGAGAGGAGACCUCCAGCAAUCUUGGAGCCCAGAGAAGUACGCACGUAUGGUGGUUCUAUAAGAACGCGUGUGGAAUCAUUGGAGAGACUAGUGCAACAAAGCAUUAUUGCGGAGCAACAGGCCACUGGCAGAGCGGUUCAGAACACUUACAGUUUUCUCUGACGUUGGAUGCACGCUAAUCCACUAUCAGGCUACAAUCCAGUUAAUCCGUCGGACUGAACACGAACAAUAUAAUGAAGUAAUCGAAAAUUUUUAUUUCCAGAUUUGCGUCAUGUUGUAAAUUACUGUAUGACAAAGCGCACUUUACUAGUACAAAGAGCUGCAUUUUCUUCUUUUUUUCUUUUUAGAUAACUAUCUUCCAAUCAUUGACUCUUGCGUUCAGCAUUCGACAUUAUAUUUUUAUGAUUUAAUAGCAACAUGUUUGCAUUGCAUUUACAUCGAAUAAUAAGAAAUAGAAUAGACUGCCGUACAAAACGAGCUUCAGUUAGCAAUAAUUAUUUCAUAAUAUUGUGCACAAAUUAUCCCAUUUCCUGAUAAUGUCGCAGCAUACUAUGGAGUUUCUUUUGCACAUGUAUCUACGACUCAUCCUUUUAUCAAGAUCAAAUCGAUGGCCUCCUCCUCUUUUCUUAUCAAGAGAACGGAUAUAUUUUAAUGAGAAAAUCUCUCCCCCAUUUCGCUUCUAAUUUAUGGUGUAUGUACUUAUAUAAUGUUACAUGCAUACGACGUAUAUGCAAAUGGGGAAAUGGUAAUUUCCGGAAAUCACGAAUAUGCCAUAUAUAGCAAUCCCCAUUCGCGUCCUUGAAUCAUCUUGAAGACUUAACAAGUACGCUAAAGUACUAAAAUUUAAUAUUAGUAAGACCGCUUCGUUACAAUUACAAUUUGUUAUAUAAAAUUGCAUUUCAGCCACACUGUUGCUAGUCCCUGAUGCUUUGUAGAACGUCAAAUGUAAUAGACAUGUUUUUUGAUCCUCGAUAAGCAUGAAAUACGCCGCGAUAUGAAUUAUCCGUACUCGUCAGUGUGUAAAUUUCCUAUUUGUCGGAUAAAUAAAAAGAAUCGAGAGAAAGAAGACAACUGUAUUAUGAUCCUGCAUAAGUCGAAGGGCAAAGUAUUCUGGUACAGUAAGUAUAAUUCUAAAUAUACUCCUGCAAAAAAUAGCAGCACUGCAUUCGAUAAGUGUAUCGAGAGGUAUAUUAACGAACUAAGUGUAAUGAUUAAGGACUAUUAUAUUAAUAUUAUAGAGCAAUAUGAUUGACUGUAAAUUAGAUUAUAGAUAAAUGUAUGAAUGAGUGAUACGUGUAGAGAGCAAUGAUCGACAAAAUAUCCGAUUUGUAGAAUGUGCAAAUCAAGUAUUCUCAGUACGAGCUUAAUGCUGUGAUAAAAUCUUUCAUUUGCACAGACAUUUAAUAAUUACCAGUUUAUGUUCUUGAAAUCAUCAAAUAUAAAAUGCAGGAAAAGUACAGAAUUUAUCACGUGUGUAUAUUUUACUCGCUUUCUGCCAUCGAAAAUUAUAUAAAUGGAACUUCCAUCAUAAUAUACUAAAAAAAAAGAAAACUAUCAUAGGAACGUUAUAGCCAAUCUAAAAAAUCUGUAUUGUGAAUUCAUCCUUUAGCCAAAAUAAUAGCAAGAUCAUACUGUAAGUAGAAUGUAAGCUUGUUUUUCAUGUACUCGCAGUUAAAACGACAGUCCUGAGAUAUGCAGAGUCUGACAAUUAAUAAGCAAACAUGAUACUUUUUUACCUUAUGUUAAGAUGCAAAAAUGAAAAUAAAAACUGAAUUUCCUGA
This is a messenger RNA of Linepithema humile (Argentine ant), 4444 nucleotides long. It is a transcript of the gene Lnk, whose product is annotated as SH2B adapter-like protein Lnk. Gene Ontology annotation, molecular function: transmembrane receptor protein tyrosine kinase adaptor activity. Gene Ontology annotation, cellular component: plasma membrane. NCBI's taxonomy places the organism in Eukaryota, Metazoa, Arthropoda, Insecta, Hymenoptera, Formicidae. The record is from RefSeq and is a predicted model, not a curated record. Gene Ontology annotation, biological process: intracellular signal transduction.